Solanum dulcamara is the source of this 2541-nucleotide messenger RNA. Its product is annotated as probable protein phosphatase 2C 55. The record is from RefSeq and is a predicted model, not a curated record. Bases 422 to 2023 code for a protein of 533 amino acids. The transcript has 7 exons. Lineage: Eukaryota; Viridiplantae; Streptophyta; Magnoliopsida; Solanales; Solanaceae.
CCAAAAUUGAAAAGUCAAAACUCUUCAUUGGUGAUUAUUAGGGUUUGUUGGUUGGGGGAAAUUAACUGAGCCCUUAGCUCAGCUCAAGAGAGAGAGAGAGAGAGAGAAGCCUCCAACCUAACAAACUCAAGAUUCAUAUGAGGGGCAAAUCAAGAAAUUCUUGAGGCAUUUAAAGAACAUAUUAUUUGGAGCUUUUUGUGAUUUCAUUUGGAUUUUGUAAUUUGGGUGUUUGCUUCCUGCAAUUAUCAUUCAUAAAGGUGUCUAGAUUCUCAAAGUUAUAUUGGAGAAGGGAGGUAGUGAAUGACUUGAUGCUUGUUACUAAAUGUACUGGGCGUAAUGAUAGUUUUUGUGUAUAGUGGUGGUGGUUGUGUUUUUUCCUAUAAAGAGGUGCAAGCGAAUCAUCUGUGGUUAAUAAGCCGACAUGCCGAGUAACUAUCUUUUUAGAUUAAGCCGGGAAGCUAGGCAGAGACUCCAGAAAUCCAUUUCUGGGAAAGAUAUUGGGCUCCAGGAUUCGGUGGAGAUUUUGGUUGCCCAAGGGAGAUUGUUGUUUGGCAAUUCAAAGUGCUUCUAUUCAGUACCAUUUGCAAGACCAACUGACCUGAAUGUGCUUGUUCGGCCUGGAACCUUAGCUGCCGCACAGGCGAAUUUGCACAUAGUAAACCAGAAAAAGAAUAUUUCUGUAGUUGGAGCUAUUACUCGUGCAGUUUCUAUCCCUUCGGUGUCAGGGCCAGCAUUUCACGUCUGUGGCUAUCACAUUGAUCGCCUGAUAUCUGACCCUGCUAAAAGUUUGUCUGACAGUGACUCUCACAAAGCACCUAUGGAAAUCUGUGGUUCUCGAAUUUCUCCUCCUGGCUGUUCCUCAAGCAAAAUGACUUCAAGGCAUCUCAAUGGUGUUCUUUCUGUAAAUAAUCCUAUUACCUCUUAUAGCAAUAAAAGCUUUGAUAAUUGUAGAAAAGCCAGCAUGAGUUUGAGAAAUAAAAAUCAGCCCAACAACUUUUUACUUUACGGAUAUUUCGCUUACAAUGUAGCAAAGAGACGGGGAAAUUCUAAUCUAUAUGAAGGCUUUGGUUUGACUGGGCUCCAUACUUCAUCAACUGCUUCUUCUUCUACUGGCACUGCUCAUGAUGUGUCAUUCAGUAACUCUACCUAUGGGGUGCAGCUCUCAAGUUCAGCAGAUUCAUCUGAACAGAAUAUCCACAUUGACAGAACCCUGAAGCUAAAUUCCGGAUCAUGUUACCUGCCUCAUCCUGAUAAAGAAGAAACAGGUGGAGAGGAUGCUCAUUUUAUUUGCAGUGAUGAACAAGCAAUUGGUGUAGCUGAUGGUGUUGGUGGCUGGGCUGAUCUUGGUAUUGAUGCUGGGAAGUAUGCACGAGAGCUAAUGUCUAACUCAGUGACCGCAAUUCAAGAUGAACCAAAGGGUUCAGUGGACCCAGCCAGAGUCCUCGAUAAAGCUUAUACGUGCACAAAAGCCAAAGGUUCCUCAACUGCCUGUAUAAUUGCCCUCACAGAUCAGGGUCUGCAUGCUAUUAAUUUAGGAGACAGCGGAUUUAUAGUGGUCAGAGAUGGAUGCACUGUUUUCAGAUCCCCUGUGCAGCAGCAUGAUUUCAAUUUCACAUAUCAACUAGAGAGUGGUAAUGCUGGUGAUUUACCAAGUUCUGGAGAGGUCUUCAAAAUACCAGUGGCACAAGGAGAUGUUAUAAUAGCUGGUACUGAUGGGUUGUUCGACAAUUUGUACAACAAUGAUAUUAAUGCAAUCGUCGUUCAUGCUACGAGAACUGGCUUAGGGCCACAGGUGACAGCUCAGAAGAUAGCUGCAUUGGCUCGGCAAAGAGCGCAGGAUAAAAACAGGCAGACACCUUUCUCUGCUGCUGCUCAAGAAGCUGGGUUCCGUUACUAUGGCGGGAAGCUGGAUGAUAUAACUGUGGUUGUGUCCUACAUAAGCAGUGACAGAAAUGCAUUACUUCACUUCUCUGGAUGUGCCAUAUUGUUCUAUCAUACUUCUACACAAAAAGGAAAGAUCUAACAGCUUACAGAUGUAGUUGAGAGCUUUGUUUCUUGCUUUGAAUCGCCUGGCUUUGGGCUACAAGUUUUAAGCUUCAUUUGAAAGGGAUGUCAAAUCUUGCAUAUAUCAUGUGAAAUGUCUCCAAGAUCACUUCUACUUCUGAUGCACUAGUUUCUUGUCAAUUUACCUCCUCUUUCCCACUCCAUGCCUCACGCCAAAAAAAGAAGGUAGAUCGCAAAUGACUCCCUCCCUCCCUCUCUCCCUCUCCCGUUAGGGGAAGAUCAUACGAGUGCUGAUCAUGUAUAUGGAAUAGGUGUAGACAGAAAGGUGCUCCUAUAUAUGGUGCUUGGUUUAGGAAUUAUCUUUCUGGAGAUAUGUUGGUUUUCCAUAGAAUUGCUAGUUAGGACACAGUAACUUGCAGCAUUAAGCUUUCUUCAAUUCUUGGAAACCAAAUUCUGUCCAUCUUUUCCACUGUAAUAUUUCUUGGACAUGAUUUUCUCACUGGCUGUAAAUAAAUGAGCAUUUCCUUUGUUGUCCUC